AUGACAACUCGUGGUAAUUCUUCCAAUUUCUCAAAUGGAUUUGCCACCAACUUCACCGCUAUACCGGCUUCAUCUGCAGAAUUCACAGCCAUUACCGUGACGCGCUUUGUCCUCAACACCGGCGUCGUGCUGAUCAUGCUAAAAGACCGAAGCCUCCACUCGUCCUUCAACGUUUACGUUCUCGUUUUGCUAUGCGGCAACAUCUUGUACGCCGUAGUGGAUGGUCCUCUGAAAAUUCUGACCUUCGCUACCCGUUGGUGGUUGGGUAAUGUAGCCUGCAACGUAGAGGUGUAUUGUAUACAGAUUCUGGCUUCGGUGAUCCUGCACACGCACGUUCUGAUCAGUCUCAACCGCCUCUGGGCGCUAUUCUGGCCGGUGUCCUACCGGCAGCGCCACACGACGACAGUCGCCUGGCUGAUCUGCUUAGGCAUGGUGGUAUACGUCCACGUGUUUCAGUUACCAGCAGUUAUUAUUGACGCGCUGUAUUACCGCAAUCUGGACCGAGGCUGCUUCUUCAACCGCGCCGCUCAGAAAACUUGGGCGACUGUUCAGAGUGUCUGGUUCUUCCACAUCCCCAUCUUCUUUGUCCCGGCGUGCUAUCCGUUAUUGUUGUGGAAGCAAUUGAGUCGGCGGAAGACGUUAAAGCGCACGGGUCCAACAACCGAUGUCAGUUCGAUGCGAGGCAGUCGCAACGCCGCCAGUCGCCGACGAACGAAAGGAUCGCGGUCGUUUAUCGUCACCAGUUUGUUUACGCUGGGAUUUGCCGUGAGCUGGAUGCCCAGCGAUCUCUACUAUAUUUUGGUGGACUGGAUGCCAAUGGGUCAGCUGGAGACGUUGCGCAAAGUGCAGACAUCGAUGAAUCCUCUCCUGUCUCUACUGGAUCCCAUAUUUUUUAGCCUAACGAUGAAACAUCUACAAGACUUCAUUAUACGGUUGUGGCGGAAAUGUACAGCAUGGCUAAAACGUUUUUAA
Messenger RNA from Paramacrobiotus metropolitanus, 972 nucleotides. RefSeq names its product melatonin receptor type 1B-like. Gene Ontology annotation, biological process: G protein-coupled receptor signaling pathway. Bases 1 to 972 code for a protein of 323 amino acids. NCBI's taxonomy places the organism in Eukaryota, Metazoa, Tardigrada, Eutardigrada, Parachela, Macrobiotidae. The record is from RefSeq and is a predicted model, not a curated record. Gene Ontology annotation, molecular function: C-C chemokine receptor activity. The transcript has a single exon. Gene Ontology annotation, cellular component: membrane.